AUGGGUGAUGAGCCUUCUAAAAAUGGGAAAAAAGGUCACAAAUAUGGUGGUAGAGGAUCUGUGAAUGAGAAAGGCAAUGAAGUUGGAUCAAAAGCUAAUGGAAAUCUAAAAGGUGAUAGUAAAGGAGGCUCCCCAAGUAUUGGUGGUGGUGGUGGUAUGAAAGGAGGAGGAGUCGAUAGUGAAGAAGGUCCCCCAGGUUUUGGUGGUGGUGGUGGUGGUGGUGGUGGUGGUACCAAAGGAGUAGGUAUUACCAAAAGUUUUGGUAGUCUAGGAGGAAAAGGAAGUGUUGCAUGGUUCCAAGGUUAUGGCAACGAUGGAAAUACAAUAACUGAUAGUGAAGAAGCCCCCCCAAGUUUUGGUGGUGGUGGUGGUGGUACGAAAGGAGGAGGUAGUGUCAACGGUGCUAGUAGCCCAAGUGGAGGAGGAAGUGGAGGAAUGGAUAGUGAAGAAGGUCCCCUAGGUUUUGGUGGUGUUGGUACCAAUGGAGUACGUAGUACCGAAAAUGUUGGUAGUCUAAGAGAGGAAGUGUUGCAAAGUUCUAUAGUUAUGGCAAUGGUGGAAAUGUAG
This is a messenger RNA of Cajanus cajan (pigeon pea), 567 nucleotides long. NCBI's taxonomy places the organism in Eukaryota, Viridiplantae, Streptophyta, Magnoliopsida, Fabales, Fabaceae. The record is from RefSeq and is a predicted model, not a curated record.